This is a messenger RNA of Pimephales promelas (fathead minnow), 1490 nucleotides long. RefSeq lists its product as uncharacterized. The record is from RefSeq and is a predicted model, not a curated record. Lineage: Eukaryota; Metazoa; Chordata; Actinopteri; Cypriniformes; Leuciscidae.
GUUUCAGUACAGCAGAAAUGAGCAGCUCAAAGCCUUCUAUGUUUUCGUGGCUCUCAAACACAUUAUUUUCGAAAGAAAAGAUGUGUAAGGAGGGCAGAGCUCUCCGAGAACAAAUCAAAAGCAUAUCUGGGUCUACUGCCCUAGAUGAUGCAGAUAUUGAUGAUGCUCAAAUUCUUACUUUGACAAGAGAGGAUCUGAAUGAGCUUUUUCCAGGUAUCAGGAACUUUCAGCUCCGAAGGACCAUUAUGGAGCUUAUCACAGAUGCAGUGAAGGAUUCAGUUCGACCUGGCCCAGAAAGAUUUGCCGGAGCACUGAAGCAUUUAAUGGACAAAAACAACAGCAAUGAUGCUGCUGUUCAGGAUGUUUUGAAGGAGUCUCUUCGAGCUUUUAGAGAAAUGGAAGAGCAGCUCAAAGCAACACAGGCAUCUCUGAAACCAUACAUUGAGGUCUUGAACAGUCUCACUGAGGCAUCAGCUAGAAAACAGCACUGGGAUACAGAAGGAACGUCAAGCAGGAGGAAAGUUCCAAGCUCAUCCCAAACAGAUUUAAACUCUCAAACCAUAAAGAUCCCCUAUCGUCAGCCUCCAGUCAAAGUGCAUCCACUUAUCUGUGGCCAAACCUUGGGAGUUGACAGGGAAAUUUUUGCACUGCUCAAUGGAGUUACUGUGAGUGAAUUAUGUGACUGUCAGUUGAUGCUGGUCUUCUGUCCCAUAGCAUCACGAGCUGGAACUGACAUCGAAGAUGCAUUGAGGAAAGUUCCAGCUGAUAAACCAGCAGUCCUGGUGAUAAUGUACCAUACCUUCAACCAUAACCAGGUGUGUCCCAGCAUUAAUACGACAUCUUCUCAAGUGAACAUUGUGGAACAAGUUAACAUUCUCUUCCAUGACUCACAAGGCGGUCUUCUGAAAUGUCCAGCAAAUGACCAUGCAAUUAACAAACUUCAGCGUGUCUUACACCAGUACAUGUAAACUGUCAUGUAAAAACUCUUAAAAUGAUGAUACAAUGCAUGUCUGUUAUAUUGUCAUACGAAUGGGCAAAAACAACAAGUCUGCUAAUAAACAUUUAGGACUGAUUUGUUGAUUCCAAGGUUUUUUUAUAUAUAUAUAUUCAAACAAUUUCAACACAAUUUUAGUAAGAACACCAAUAGCAGGAAGAUUAGAAAAAAGCCUUUUCCACCAAUGCCGUGAUAUCAUGCAAAAAUGCUUUCUUCGAGUUCUCACCUUCUUGUAGGCACAUUUAAAUUCAUCUACAUCUCACACAUCAGAGAAGUGAUACCUCACGCCAUCAUGAUUAAUAACCUGGCUUUUUAAAAUGCAUCGAGACGUUGCGUGUUUUUACAGGCUAAAACAAGCAAACUUGUAUCCAACCUACAUAGAUAACACAUAUUUGACUGUAGCAGGUGCAUCAAAACCUGCUCUAAUUUCGGAUAUUUUCCUCUGCGAACUUCUCUUUAUCAUACUUUGGCCUAUAUUGUGCGCAUCAUUUACAAA